Messenger RNA from Solanum verrucosum, 1774 nucleotides. Its product is annotated as pentatricopeptide repeat-containing protein At5g59600-like. The record is from RefSeq and is a predicted model, not a curated record. Gene Ontology annotation, biological process: RNA modification. NCBI's taxonomy places the organism in Eukaryota, Viridiplantae, Streptophyta, Magnoliopsida, Solanales, Solanaceae. Gene Ontology annotation, molecular function: RNA binding; protein binding.
AUGAGUUCAGAGGAACAACUUAUCAACCUUAUAUUUUCAAUUUCAGAAUUUAUUUACAAUCAACUAAUCCAAAUACUUUUCUCUUUCUCUCAAAAUGCAGUUCAAUUGACUAAAGAAUUUCUACUUAUCCAAAGCAUGAGAGAAAUGGUGAUUGGCACCAAAGCAACAGACAUAUACACAAAACUUCUCGAAACCUAUGCUCAAAAUGGCGUUUUGCAAUUAGGCAAAGCAUUACAUGCACACUUAAUCAUCAAUGGAUUGGCUCAAAGAACUCAUUUUGCUUCAAAGCUUAUUGCUUUUUAUGCAGAAUGUAAACAGUUAUCCCAUGCACGUAAACUGUUCGAUAAAAUUCCCAAAUCAGAUACUCGUCGUUGGAUCGUUCUCAUUGGGGGGUAUGCUCGUCGUGGGUUUUACGAGGAAGCAAUGGGUGUUUUUUAUGAAAUGCAAAGGAGUGGAAAGAAGCCGAAUAAGUUUGUUCUUCCUAGUGUACUUAAAGCUUGUGGACGCUUCAAUGAUUUUCGAACAGGGGAGAUAUUGCAUGGUGUGAUUCUGAAGAAUAAGUUUGAAUUUGAUUCGUAUGUGGUUAGUGCAUUGGUAGAUAUGUAUUCAAAGUGUGGUAGAGUUGAGAAGGCAAAAAGGGUGUUUAAUGGUACGGUGGAUAAAGAUUUGGUCGCGUUGAAUGCUUUGGUUUCGGGUUGUAUACAACAGGGGAUUGUUAAAGAAGCAUUUGAUUUGGUUGAGGAAAUGAAAGUUCAAGGUAUGAAGCCUAAUGUGGUGACAUACAAUACUCUGAUUGCAGGGUUUUCACAAGAAGAUGAUCGAAGUAUGGUUUGUAAAGUUGUUGAAUUGAUGCAUGAUGAUGGCCUUGAGCUAGAUGUUGUUUCUUGGACUAGUAUUGUUUCCGGGCUCGUGCAGAAUUUUCAUAACAAGGAAGCUUUUGAUACGUUUAAGCGAAUGUUGGAUGAUGGGAUAUGUCCAAGUUCAGCUACGAUUAGUAGCAUAUUGCCUGCUUGUGCAACUGUGGUAGAUUUGAUUCGUGGGAAGGAGAUACAUGGUUACGCGGUAGUGAUGGGGAUCGAGAAGGAUGUAUACGUAAAAAGUGCCCUCAUAGACAUGUAUGCAAAAUGUGGAUUUAUAUCUGAAGCAAAGCACUUGUUUUCUAAGAUGUGUGAAAGAAAUACAGUAACUUGGAACUCGAUGAUUUUUGGCUACGCGAAUCAUGGGUAUUGCAGCGAAGCAAUUGAAUUAUUCAAUCAAAUGUUAAGAGAGGAAGAGAGGAAACCAGAUCACUUGACUUUCACAGCAGCUCUCACUGCUUGUAGUCAUGCUGGACUUGUGCAGUAUGGAGAAAGUUUGUUCAAACUGAUGCAGGAAAAGUACACGAUAAAGCCAAGAUUGGAGCAUUUCGCGUGUAUGGUGGAUCUUUUAGGGAGAGCAGGGAAACUCGAUGAGGCUUACGAUUUGAUUCAGACCAUGUCAAUUGAACCUGACUUAUUUGUUUGGGGAGCAUUAUUAGGGGCAUGCAGGCAGCACGGAAAUAUGGAUUUAGCAGCGGUUGCAGCUGAGAAAUUGGCUAAACUUGAACCUGAGAGUGCUGGAAGUAGUGUGUUGCUAUCAAGUUUAUAUGCUGAUGCAAAUAAGUGGGUAAACGUUGCUAAGGUAAAAAGGGUGAUCAAGAAGAAGAAACUGAAAAAAGUUCCUGGCUGUAGUUGGGUAGAAGUUGCAUAAGUUUUCAGAUUGCUAGAGAAGCUGAAGAUCAGUCGAGUACGCGAUC